Capronia coronata CBS 617.96 is the source of this 546-nucleotide messenger RNA. RefSeq lists its product as uncharacterized. Lineage: Eukaryota; Fungi; Ascomycota; Eurotiomycetes; Chaetothyriales; Herpotrichiellaceae. Bases 1 to 546 code for a protein of 181 amino acids. The transcript has a single exon. The record is from RefSeq and is a predicted model, not a curated record.
AUGGCCGUGGAACUGCUCAAAUUGCCAUCACGCCCUACCAUCGCUUUGAUUACUGGAUAUGCGGCACAGAGAAACAUCUACAGCUCUGCAAAGGCCUCAAUGCAACUCGAUCUGUCCCUGUCGCCAUUCAUUGAACAACUGCAUAUUGGAACCGUCGACUCACUGAUUGGCAAGGAAUUCACGUAUGUGAUUGCCGACAUUCUGGUGGGAGAAGGAGCCGGUUUCAUGGCAGAUGUCCAUCGAUUGUGCGUGCUGCUCUCCAGAGCGAGAGAUGGACUCGUGGUGAUGGGCUCAUCGCACGAGAUCGACGACCUACCUAUCAAAGGUAAUUGUGGCUUGAAAGAACUGAUGCUCUGGCUCAAGGCAUAUCGUGUGGCGAUGGUGACUACAGGAAAGAGUGUGGGAGGUCGUCCUAUGAUGCCCGCUUGUCGCUACUCCACUCCAGAGCAACCUUUCGCCUUCCAGUCUUGGGUCCUUCAGAACAUGACCAUUCUUGACUACUUGGAGAAGCCUGUAUGGAACGCGGACCAACCGGUUUCUCCUUGA